Molecule: messenger RNA, 1491 nt
Organism: Rhizophagus irregularis DAOM 181602=DAOM 197198
Lineage: Eukaryota; Fungi; Glomeromycota; Glomeromycetes; Glomerales; Glomeraceae
Biological process (GO): mRNA splicing, via spliceosome
Cellular component (GO): cytoplasmic stress granule
Molecular function (GO): mRNA binding
Source: RefSeq, a predicted model, not a curated record
AUGGUUCCUCAAUUUUCUGGGGCGUUUUCCGCCGCACAGUUUCCCACUUCUUACCAACAAACUGCCGUCGCCGCUGCUCCUACAAAUGCAACUGGUCGAACCGUUUAUCUCGGAAAUCUUCCUCCGGACGCACCAGUUGACGAAAUUCUUAAUCAAGUUAGAGUUGGCCCAAUAGAAUCGGUCCGUAUACUUGCUGAUAAAAGUUGUGCUUUUAUUUCGUUUAUGGAUGGUGCUGCAGCUAUGAAUUUUUAUCAAGAUGCUUCAACUCGCAAAAUUCUUAUCCAAGGGCAAGAAUUGAAGGUCGGGUGGGGUAAAGCUUCUCCGGUACCUGUAAAUGUUCAAGUUGCAGUUUCUACUCAAAAUGCUACGCGUAACGUUUAUCUGGGUAACUUAGAUGAAACAAUCACAGAAAGUACUUUACGAGAAGAUUUGUCUAAAUAUGGCCCUAUUGAUACCGUCAAGAUUGUUAGAGAAAAGAACAUUGGUUUUGUUCAUUUCUUGACUAUUGCUAGUGCCAUGAAAGCUGUACAAAGCUUGCCAACUGAAUCUAAAUAUGCCAAUAAAAAGGUAAAUUAUGGAAAGGAUCGAUGUGCUCAGAGACCUAAUAUAGGAAAUGGGACGACCCAAUAUGCGUUUCCAACCGGACUUAAUUUUCAAAGUUUCAGUAAUAUGGGUUUCGCGAGUUUUGAUCCAUAUCAAAAUGCAGUUGUUGCCGCUACUAGUCAUCUUGAUAAUGGCUCUGAAUUAAGAAGUCCUACUAGUCCCCUUUUCUCUUCUGCUUCAUCUGCGGCUGGUAGUGCAACUUCUGGUUCCGCUAUUGGUAAUCGUACGAUUUAUCUUGGCAAUAUUCAUCCAGAUACAUCUUGCGAAGAAAUAUGUAAUGUCAUUCGAGGUGGAAUUCUUCAACAAAUUCGGUAUAUGCCAGAAAAACAUAUAGCUUUUAUCACUUUUAUUGACCCUAACUCUGCCAAUAGUUUUAUGUAUUUGGCUCAACAAGCAGGAGUUAUGGUUAAGAAUCGCCGCCUUAAGAUUGGCUGGGGGAAAAAUCCAGGACCUUUACCGGGAUAUAUUCAACUGGCUGUUAAUACUCAAAGUGCCUCUCGAAACGUUUAUGUUGGACAAAUUGAUGACAAUAUGAGUGAAGAAAAACUUAAGAGAGACUUUUCUGAAUUUGGUGAAAUUGAACUUGUUAAUAUUCUUAAGGAAAAAAACUGUGGAUUUGUCAAUUUUACUUCAAUCACAUCUGCCAUGAAAGCCAUUGAAAAUAUAAAGUCGAAAGAAGAAUAUAAAAAAUUUCGUAUCAACUAUGGCAAGGAUCGUUGUGGCAAUCCUCCACGAAAUGCUUCUGCUAGCUCAAGUAAUGGUACGGGCGGAAAGACUAAAGGACGCAACAACGGAGAAUCCGAUGCUAGAGUUCUUCAUGCAGGUGAUUCAGAAGCAGGAAAUAUCGAUGGCGUUGACGACGAAGUCGGUGAAGAAGUAGAUGAAUAA